AUGUCCGCUAACCUCGACCGCUCUCUCGACGAGAUUCUCGCUACCAAGCCCAAGCGCGGCGGGAUCCGCAAGGCUAAGGGCGCUCAGAUGCGUCGCAAGAACAACGCUGGCCCCGCUGCUCAGGCCGCAGUUGCCGCGAAGGAUGUGCUUAGCGAGGAGAGCAGGAUUAUGUUGAGUAACUUGCCGCUCGAUGUUCCUGAGCCUCAGAUUAAGGACCUCCUUCUCAAGGAGAUUGGCCCUGUCAAGAAGUGCCAGCUCAUGUUCGGUCCCAAUGGACAGAGCCGCGGUACUUGUGCCGUUACCUUCUCCCGCAAGGGUGAUGCCCAGAGGGCGUACGAGAAGUACAAUGGACGUUUGGUGGAUGGAAAGAAGGCUAUGAAGGUCGAGGUUCUUGUCGACCCCACGAAGGCUAUCGCCGCCGCCGCUUCCCUCGCUAACCGCCUCGCCCCUCUUCCCCGCGACACCCCCAAGAAGAGGAACAAGGCCGCCGGCAACACCAACAAAAACAACAACCAGCAGCAGCAGCCCGCCCAGAACGGAGCUCAGAAGCCACAGGGCGCGAAGAAGGACGGAGCAAGGAAGCCUAAGAACGCUCGUCUCAACAGGCCGGCGAAGACCGCGGACGAGUUGGAUGCCGAAAUGGCCGAUUACUUUGAUAAGGCUGCUGCGCCGGCGCCCGUUCAGGAGAGUGCCGAUUCUAUGCAGCAGUAG
Messenger RNA from Saitoella complicata NRRL Y-17804, 711 nucleotides. RefSeq lists its product as uncharacterized. The transcript has 5 exons. Lineage: Eukaryota; Fungi; Ascomycota; Saitoellomycetes; Saitoellales; Saitoellaceae. Gene Ontology annotation, biological process: mRNA export from nucleus. The record is from RefSeq and is a predicted model, not a curated record. Gene Ontology annotation, cellular component: nucleus. The coding region runs from base 1 to 711 and encodes 236 amino acids. Gene Ontology annotation, molecular function: mRNA binding.